Messenger RNA from Salvia splendens (bonfire salvia), 1055 nucleotides. RefSeq lists its product as uncharacterized. Gene Ontology annotation, molecular function: DNA-binding transcription factor activity; DNA binding. Lineage: Eukaryota; Viridiplantae; Streptophyta; Magnoliopsida; Lamiales; Lamiaceae. The transcript is spliced from 3 exons. Gene Ontology annotation, biological process: plant organ development. The record is from RefSeq and is a predicted model, not a curated record. The coding region runs from base 347 to 985 and encodes 212 amino acids.
UUUUGAAGUAAAUGAAUGUGUGCAAUUCCCUUCCCAUUUCACAGUCAAGUCUCAAUUAUACACAUUUCCCAUCCCUUUCAAUUUCUCACCUAUAUAUUUUACUACAUCUCUCCAUCAACAAAUUCAAGAUUUCUUCAAUGCCUAGCCCUCUCACCCACUUCUGCUCCCUUCACAACCCUAAACUCAACCCAUGGAGUAAUUUCAUUUCUUCAAUUUUUUUUAAAAUUUUGAAUUUGUUAGUACGUGCAUAAUAAUGUACUUAUGAUGUGAAGGUGAUGAGUAUGGGGGAAAGAGAGGGAAGGGGAGAUGGAAUCCGACGCCGGAGCAAGUGCAGGCUCUUGAAGAGAUGUAUCGGCACGGAACACGGACGCCGUCUGCUGAACAAAUCCCGCAGAUUGCAGCCAAGCUGAGAAGAUUUGGAAACAUACAAGGCAAGAAUGUGUUUUAUUGGUUUCAAAACCACAAAGCUAGAGACAGACAGAAGAAACGUCGUCAGCUUGGACUCUUACCUCCCACAAAACAAUCAGAAAUAAGCAGGAAAUACUUGGAAAUAGAGCAUCCAAUGUCAAAUUCCAUCACAGCUUCAAAGUACUAUGGAGGAGGAGAGGUGGAAGAAUGUAAGAGUGAGAGGUGGGCACAAUUGGAAUUGCAGCAACAGAGUGUAACAGCAAAUAGUUCAGAAACCAGCCGCAGAGUAGCAUUGGACUUGUCUUCUUUAUGCAUCCCUCCCAAUAAUAAAAUUAUUCACCUGAGCCAAGAAAAUGGCUACCCCUUGAUUGCACCCAACCUCUGCAAACUGUUUACCCCCAAGAAGAAUGAUGGUUUCGAACAUGGGAUCGAAGAAAAUCCAACCCUCGAGCUCUUUCCAGCGAGUGGUAACAGUUCGAAUUCAACUAAGGAAGAGUCAGAUGAUGUUUAUGUUUCAGCUAAAUUAGUUCCUACACAGUUUUUCGAGUUUCUUCCCACAAAAAACACUCAUGUUUAGGCAGUGAAGAAACAUGUGUUAUGUGUACCUUUAGUUUCUGCAGUAAUUUUCAAGUGGAAAUUACAUCUAA